ACGAUUGAUAACGAUUUGGCUGCAUGGCAUUUCCCGCUGCAUGGUUUCUGCGCUCCUAUCGACCAACAGCUGAGCUCUUCCUUUCGCUCUGUGCUUGAUGUUUUCUUUAGGAGCCGUCAAACAUGUUGUUGCUGCGUAAUGUUGUUCCACAGCCAGCUCAUAAGGAGCGAUUUCUACUGCUUGGCAUCCUUGAGAAAAAUGUUUGGCCUCCUCGAGAAGCAUAACAGUUAUGUUAUUAGAGUUAAACCUUACCACCAAAAUGAGAACAUUAAACGUAAACUUAAGCAGAAGACGGCAUUCAAGAAUCCAUAUGAGAUUAUGUUUUUCAGGGAAAAAAGAAAUAAAUACAAUGCAGAAGAGCUCAUGAUAAUUAAGACUCAAGACAUCGAAUAUGUGUUCCAAAAGUGGUGGAGUGAGAAAAAUAAAAAAUCAUCAAUCUCACUGUAUCACUGCAAUGUACUAAGGGUCAUUCGAGCCGUAGACAUGUGUACUUUGCAGAAGACAGAUUCGAUUUCUCCCAAGACUGGCAUUCUUCAACAAUCACUUAGACUUACAUCU
This is a messenger RNA of Thlaspi arvense, 558 nucleotides long. The record is from the annotation of a GenBank genome assembly. NCBI's taxonomy places the organism in Eukaryota, Viridiplantae, Streptophyta, Magnoliopsida, Brassicales, Brassicaceae.